UCAACUCAAUAGGGAUUGUUAUGGAGAAUAUCUAUAUCCUCAUUUUCCUUGUCUUUGCAUCAAAUCAAGCUAAGCGUCACACAUUAUUGAAGGAAUAUUUUCUAUGCAUGGGAGGAUUCUCUUUAAUUUUUCUGGUCUCAUGGUAUCUAUUCUCCGAUGUGGCUCGUGUAAACAUUGUUGGAUGGAUUAAUAUGGCCAUCUCCGUGGCUGCUUUGGCUUCACCCCUUAACAUAGUGCUUCAUGUACUUCAAACUAGAAGUGCGGAGUUGCUGCCAAUCUACUUCUCCUUCUUCUUCACAUUGAGUGAAAUUAUGUGGUGCAGCUAUGGCUUGUUACUGAAGGACUUUUAUAUCGCGAUGCCAAACAUCUUUGGAUUUUUCUUGGGAUUCAUACAAAUUUGGUUGUAUGUGAUCUACUGGGGACCAAAUUCAAUUGCACCAGAAAAUGAAAAUGUGGCUGAUGAUCACGUAAUGGAUGCGGAGAUGUUAAGGAUGCCUGAUCAAUUGGUGCAAAAUGUGGAUUCUAGGAGAAGUUUAAGCGAUGGUGAGACUGAAACGAACUCGGAGGCUAAUUGA
Molecule: messenger RNA, 575 nt
Organism: Ipomoea nil (Japanese morning glory)
Lineage: Eukaryota; Viridiplantae; Streptophyta; Magnoliopsida; Solanales; Convolvulaceae
Product: bidirectional sugar transporter SWEET15-like
Exons: 4
Coding region: 21-575 (184 amino acids)
Biological process (GO): carbohydrate transport
Cellular component (GO): membrane
Molecular function (GO): sugar transmembrane transporter activity
Source: RefSeq, a predicted model, not a curated record